Messenger RNA from Rotaria sp. Silwood1, 405 nucleotides. NCBI's taxonomy places the organism in Eukaryota, Metazoa, Rotifera, Eurotatoria, Philodinida, Philodinidae. The record is from the annotation of a GenBank genome assembly.
AUGAAAUACAGUGAAUAUCAUGUACCUAUUUUAUAUGGUCCACAAAUUCCUCGACGAGAUCGUGACGAUACUCGAAAACGAUAUAGUCGAGCUCUGCUAACACUUUUUGUACCUUGGCGUACUGUUACCGAUCUUUGUGACGUCAAUCAAACAUGGGAAGAAGCUUUUAAACUUCGACAAAAUCGUACUUCUAUCCAUUCAUGGAAGAUCAUAGAAAAUAUUCAACUUUUACAUGAAUGUAAAAAAGAUCGCAAUAAACAUUUACUUCAAGUUAUUGCUGAAGCUCAAACUAAUAAUGACGCAAUCGAUAGUUUUCUUUUGCCUGCAAAUCAAGAUAUUGAUGGCGAACAUGAUGCGGACGACACUGAAGACUUAUUAGAAUUACUAAACCCCCCCCCAGAAUAA